AUGCAUGUAAUCAUACUUGGGAAAAGUGCAGCUAAUGAGAGUUCUGAUGUUAAGGGCAUAAUAGGAGUUAUUAUAGAUAGCAGUUCUCGCAUAGGCCAAGAGCAUGCAGUGGCUAUAAAUCUGGCAUUGGAAGACUUUUAUCGAAAAAACAAUCUGAGUUUUGCUCUGCAUAUAAGAAGCUCUCAAGGAGAUCCUCUUUUGGCAGUUAUUGCAGCGAGGGAUCUCAUUGAUAAUCAAAAGGUGCAAGCAAUCAUUGGACCACAAACAUGGGCUGAGACAUCUUUAGUGGCUGAAGUCUGUAGCCAAAAGAGCAUACCCCUCCUUUCUCUAGCAGAUACAACUCCAGAAUGGGCAAUGCGGAAGUGGCACUUCCUGCUUCAAUCCUCACCUAGCCAAAUUAUGCAGAUGAAAGCUAUAGCUGAGAUUGUGAAGUCUUGGGAACUCUAUAAUGUUAGCAUGAUAUAUGAAGAUGGAGACUCAUCAUUUACUGAAGUUUUAUCUCAGCUCUCUGGAGCUCUUACAAAAGUUGGCACAAAAUUAAACAAUGUUCUAGCAAUUGCACCUCUAGUUUCUUCUUCUCUGUCCCAACAACUAGAGAAGCUAAGAGAAGGACAGUGUAGAGUCUUCAUUGUCCAUUUGUCUUUUCCUUUGACCCUACACCUGUUUGAAACUGCAAAAAAAAUGAAAAUGAUGGGGGAAAGUAAUGUAUGGAUUACCACUAGUACCUUUACAAGCCUUGUUCAUUCCUUGAAUGCAUCCUCUAUCUCCAAUCUACAAGGGAUCAUUGGAGUGAAGAGCUAUAUGCCAAAUCUAUGGUACCAACAUGUAAACUUCUACCAUAGAUUUCAGGUAAAAUUUUGCUCAGAGAAUUUUGAAGAGUUUAAUUGUGAGCCUGGGAUCUUCGCAGCCCAGGCUUAUGAUGCAGCAUGGAUUGUGGUUCAGGCAAUGAGAGAAACCAAGCAAGGACAGGGUCAAGUAUUGCUAGAUAAGAUUUUACUAAGUAAUUUUACUGGCUUAAGUGGAAAAAUUCAGUUCACUGACCAUAAAUUACCUCCAGCACAUACUUAUCAAAUCAUUUAUGUGAUUGGAAGGAGCUACAAGGAAAUUGGGUUCUGGUCAGAUGGGCAUGGUUUCUCAAAAUCUUUGGAUCAAAAUGCUUUUUACAAUUCUUCGGUAAAGGAAUUAGGAAAAGUAGUUAAUCCAACUUGUGUCAUACGACUAAGAAUUGCUGUCCCCUCCACACCAAACUACAAACAGUAUGUCAAUGUUAUUGAAGAUGAAAAUGUUACAUCCUUCAAGGGAUUUUCCAUAGAGCUUUUCAACGAAACAGUAAAAAGAUUACCAUACCUAGAAUAUGAUUAUUUUGCCUUUAAUGGCACAUAUGAUGACCUGGUGAAGCAAGUAUAUUGGAAGAAAUAUGAUGCAGUUGUUGGUGAUGUAUCGAUAGUGUCCGCUCGUUAUGAAUAUGCUUCAUUCACUCAGCCCUAUACUGAUACCGGACUGGUGAUGAUUGUUCCUGUUAAAUCAAAGACAGGCAAUAGAGCAUGGCUAUUCAUGAAGCCUUUCACAAAGCUCAUGUGGAUUCUAAUAUUGGUCAUCAUUGUCUACAAUGGCUUUGUUGUAUGGUUGAUUGAAAGAAACCACUGCCCUGAACUUAAGGGCCCUAUUCUUCAUCAAACCACAACUGUGCUGUGGUUGGCUUUCUGUUCUAUGUUCUCUUUGAAUGGGGGCAGGUUGCAUAGCAAUUUAUCAAGGGUGGCAAUGGUGGUCUGGCUUUUUGUGGCUCUAAUCAUUACACAGACUUACACUGCUAGCCUUGCCAGCAUGUUGACUGUUGAACGGUUUGAACCAACAGUUGACAGCGUUCAACAGCUAAAGAAAAGCAAUGCCACGGUAGGAUAUGAUACAGGAUCCUACUGUGAAAGAUAUCUCCAAGAUGCAUUGGGCAUGAAUGCAAAAAACAUCAAGCCAUUUGAUUCACAGGAGAGCUAUGCUGAUGCCCUAAGAAACAAAGAAAUAGCAGCUGUCUUCAUUGAUGUUCCUGGGUCCAAACUUUUCCUUGCAAAGCACUGUAAAGGGUUUGUUCAAGCAGGGCCUACAUACAAGAUUGGAGGAUAUGGAUUUGUAUUUCCAAAGGGAUCUCCGUUGCUUCAUAGUGUAAACAGAGCCAUGCUGAACAUAUCUGAAAAUGGCACCAUUCGUGAUCUAGAAAACAGUAUGCUUGCAUCAGAGGAAUGUAAAGACAUAAUUGACACGUAUGGAGAAACUACUAGUGUUAGCCCUGCAAGCUUCAUGGUGCUCUUCAUCCUAACUGGAGGCACUUCAACAAUUGCUCUCUUAAGCUACAUAUUUUCAGUGAAUUGUUUAUGCUCUGAACAGAGAACAAUAUGGAGUCUAAUGAUGGCUGUGAUGAAACGUUGGAGAUCUCGAAAGAGACUGUUUUCAAGAAAAGUCUACAAUGUUGCAGAAAGCCCUUUAAACUCGUCCAACAUUUUCAAUUUGCCAGCUUUAGCUUAA
Cajanus cajan (pigeon pea) is the source of this 2517-nucleotide messenger RNA. The record is from RefSeq and is a predicted model, not a curated record. NCBI's taxonomy places the organism in Eukaryota, Viridiplantae, Streptophyta, Magnoliopsida, Fabales, Fabaceae.